Molecule: messenger RNA, 508 nt
Organism: Mucor mucedo
Lineage: Eukaryota; Fungi; Mucoromycota; Mucoromycetes; Mucorales; Mucoraceae
Exons: 2
Source: RefSeq, a predicted model, not a curated record
AUGUUCAGAUCAGCUUUAUCACAAAAACAUUUACCAGCAUUCUUUUGGGGACUUACACCAAGGUCCGAAACAUACGCUACCCUUUUACCUUUCCCCGUUUGGUCCCUGGGGAGGUUAUUGUUCACAGCUGUAUGCUAUUCAAAAACCAAGCAAUCUCGUGCCUCCCGACGUGGUUUAACCAUGCGUGUCUUGAAAGCUUCGCCUGCUGUUUUGAAUUGUUCUAUUGCUCCUGACAAUUCUACUGGUGUCGUUCCUGAGAAUAAUGAUGUAAACAAUAUACCAGAUUUCAGUGACGUCGAUAUGGUUUCUAUCGAGCAUGAUACAAUGAACACUUUUAUUGAACAAGAGACACGUCAACAAGAAGAAGAACAUGACGGAUAUGUUGAUUGUGAAAUUUCAGAUGUAGAUGAUGAUGAAGGUGCUGAAUUCGAAGAGCUUCAACUGGCGGAACAAUUUACGGAAGACUCUUCAGACGAAGAUAAUAGCACAAUGGAAGAUGUUAUUGAAG